CCACCAAAACUCACUCUUCUCUCUUCUUCACUUAGCUUAAGUAGUAAAACAAGCUCUUUCGUUUUUUUUUUUUUCCAACUCUACAAUAAGCCAAUUCCUUCGCUUAACAACAUCAUCAAUGGCUUCCCAAACCAACUCCGCCAUGGCCCUCUUCCUAGCCCUCAACCUCCUCUUCUUCUCCAUGGCUUCUGCCUGCAACAGCGGCUGCCCUACUCCCAAACCGAACCCUAAACCUAAGCCAACUCCCACCCCCAGCACUCCUUCCUCCGGCGGCGGCAAGUGCCCCAUCGAUGCACUCAAGUUGGGCGUUUGCGCCGACGUGCUAGGCAAUUUGCUCAAGCUUAAGGUAGGCAACCCGCCGGUUCAACCGUGCUGCAGUCUGAUCAAUGGGCUGGUUGACCUUGAAGCCGCUCUCUGCCUUUGCACCGCCAUUAAGGCCAACAUCCUCGGGAUCAACCUCAACGUUCCCAUCUCUCUCAGCCUGCUUCUCAAUGUCUGUAAGCAGAAGGUUCCAUCUGGCUUCCAGUGCCCUUAAGCAAGGAGUUACGUUACGUCCACACGUGCUACAUGCCAUGCAUGCACGAUUUAGUGCUUUUGUACUCCAUUUUGCUUCCGUUUUUAUAUAUGCUGGUGUCUAAGUAAUUAUGUGUUCAAAUUGUAACGUUUUUCUUUGUUUCCAUGCAUGCGUAAUCUGUAGCCUGUUAUAGACCGAUAUGUAUGUGGAUAUCGGGUUUGAUCUUGUUGUACGAAUAAAUGAUUUCAUAAUGU
Linum trigynum is the source of this 768-nucleotide messenger RNA. NCBI's taxonomy places the organism in Eukaryota, Viridiplantae, Streptophyta, Magnoliopsida, Malpighiales, Linaceae. The record is from the annotation of a GenBank genome assembly.